AUGUCUUGGACAGGUUGGUUUUGGGUUCAAUAUUCGUACGCUCUCAUCACAAGACUAAGGAAUAAUAAGAUUGACACUCGAGUGUCAGAUCAAUGGGCAAAUCUUCCCGUUCUUUUUUUGAUUCUGGAUAACUUGCAGGAACCCACUGACCAUAUUCGGGUUGCUGCCGUUUGCAAGCAAUGGCGUGUUGCUGCAAAAGAAUACAAUCGCAUAUCGCAGCGUUGGCAGCGUGAGCUUCUUCCUAUGCUCCUGGUUCCAACCGCAACAGGAUCCAAAGGAAAGCCAAAACUGUACAACUUUCCUGGAGGAGAAACCUCCGACAUUGAGUUAUCAGUGCCCUGUAAUAUGAUUAGUAUGUGCCAUGGCCAUGGUUGGUUAGCCACAAUGGAUGUAUUGGAAAAACAUCUGAUAGUCGGUAAAUCGAAAUUUUUUUGGAACCAACAUCUAGAACUGAGCAAACAAGAACUAUGGACUAUAACUCUGGUGAACCCUUUCAGAAAAGCAGCGGCGCCCAUUCGUCUCCCUCGCUUGGGUUUCUGUUACCAUCACUCGUUUGCGAGUCAAGGUUCGGAUGAGCUCCGAAAGUGCGGGCUUGUACCGAAGCACAUCCCGAAGGUUAUCUUAUCUGAGGAUCCCACAUUGAAUCCAGACAGUUACAUGGUUAUAGCAGUUUGCAGACGUGUUUCUACGUUGGCUUUCACCAAAGGAGGAAGAAAAUAUUGGACUCAAUUAUUCACAGCGCGGGGUGUUAUGGAUGCUAUAUUUCAUAAAAGUCUAGUCCUUGCAGUUUUAGAUUUCGGAAACAUUCUUUCCGUUGAUAUCAAUAGCCGGUCAAUGAAAACAAAGUAUUUUAACCAGGAACGGUUCGAACGUAGGGCUGAUGAAGCUUAUCUCGUGGAAUCAACCAAGGGAGACUUGUUGCACGUUCGAAGAUUGCCGAAAGAUGAUCAUGGUGGUAGUGGAAAGAGAUUCAUGGUUUACAAGUUGGUGUUCAAUGAGAGGGGUGGAUCCGUGCAGCAUGUUGAAAUGAAAAGUAUCGGAGAUGAGGUUUUGUUCCUGAGUGAAAAUGGUAGUAUCUCGGUUUUGGCUUCAAACUUUCCUCAGUGCCAACCCAAUUCCAUAUAUUACAUGGAUUUUCGUUUGCGGACUGAAAUAAGCAAUUUCAAUUUAGAGGAUGAAACCAUUACACGAUAUCGUUACUCUUCGGACAUCUCACAAGCGCUUUGGAUUGUGGACAUGUUUAAUGGGCUCUGCUAG
Messenger RNA from Prunus persica (peach), 1257 nucleotides. RefSeq lists its product as uncharacterized. The record is from RefSeq and is a predicted model, not a curated record. Lineage: Eukaryota; Viridiplantae; Streptophyta; Magnoliopsida; Rosales; Rosaceae. The transcript has a single exon. Bases 1 to 1257 code for a protein of 418 amino acids. Gene Ontology annotation, molecular function: protein binding.